This is a messenger RNA of Rhopilema esculentum, 4330 nucleotides long. Lineage: Eukaryota; Metazoa; Cnidaria; Scyphozoa; Rhizostomeae; Rhizostomatidae. The record is from RefSeq and is a predicted model, not a curated record.
UGAAGAUGAUUUAUGUCUUUUCUCUCGAAAGAUAAAACUUAGGAAAAAAAAUCAGGAUGAUAUGAUUGUUGUUAGUGCGAAUAGCCCUUGGUCGUUGUAGUUUAAGCUAUUUUUAUCUAGCCUCGUUUUUACAUUGCAUUGUUUUCUUUACGCCUCUUAGUAUACGUUUCAUUAGCCCAUAUUUGGUAUUUCCGUUUUUGCGUGUUCUUGCUUUUCCUCGUUUACUUCCGGUAGCUAUAAAGGAUUUGCACCCCACGUUUUGGGUGGUUAUUUACUCGCCUUGCAUUGCGCUGUGUUGGGGGCAGUUUUUCUAUCGUUUACAUGCUAUUUUUGGCCUGGUAGUUUCUACAUGCUGUGUUUGGCCGUCGUGCAAAAUUUUUAUGGCUACGAGGACUAAUAGAUUGUAAGUUGUAUAUAUUAUUAUGUAGUUAUCUUUCACUUUAUUUAUAAGUAGCUCAUACUUAACAUUUUGUAGUCUAGUUGGGUUUCUACGUAGUUCUAUCUUCUGCUAACAUUAAUUAACCUUUUAUAAUUAUUCUUUUUUUUUCAUUAUAUUGUAAUAUUAAGCUUCUUGUCGUAUUCUCAACUUAUAAUCUUCAUGUAUGUUAAUUGCUAACAUUUUUCUUUAGCGAACCACGUUUAACACAUCACCUCAGAACCUGUGUUGUUUCUUGCUGUGUUAUCUGCUGGGGAUUUAGGUGUGGUGCGUUCGAUAUACCAAAGUAGUCAGAAUUACAAAUUGUGGACUACAUUAGUUCGAAUCUAGUUCAUUUGGAAAUUUCAUGCUGUGAUGAAUGAACAGACGUUUAGAGAAGAGAAGAAGAGUAUUGACGAGGCGUUAAUUUCUGGUGUAGAUGUAAGAAGUGAGAACCCCAAUAUAGAUGAUGGUGGCGUUGUUUCAAAGGAACUAAUGAGGCUGAAGCAGGUCAGAGCCAAUGCAAAGCGUGAACUGACGAAGGCAAUUAACCGUGUUUCUGAUUCCCUGACUGUUGGCGAAGAAACUGGACAGAUGCAGGUGAUUGAAAGAAGACUGGACGAAGCGUUCCAUAACUUCAAAGAAGCAUGGAUGAAACACAAAAAUUUACUUGAUGAUGAUGAUGACCUUGAAGAGUCGACAGCAUAUUUUCAUGAGGCAAAGACGAAGUACCUGUGUUCAAAGGACAGGGUAGCUCUCUGGUUAGAAUCAAGGAAGAAGCAACUGCUUGAAAGGGUAAAACCUCCUGAUAUCGAGCCAAAAGACUCCAUAAGCCAAUCUAAAUCUUAUUUUUCUCGCCAUAGCUCUUCUUCUUCACGUCGGAGCAAGGCCGUAAUUGCUGAGAAGCAGUUUAAUAAUGCAACAAAGAUGGCUUCAUUGCGUGCAGAAGCGUCGAUGCUAGAGCAACAUCAGAGAAUCGCAAAUGAAGAGUUGAGAAUCAAUCAACUGAAAGAAAAGUUGGCUUUAGAGACCCAGUUAGCAAAACUGGCAGCAGAAGAGCGUGUGUGCGUUGAAUUCAAGACUUUGUCAGGAAGCUGUUGUGAAGAAGAAUUUGGCGAAACUCAAGAUGGCCUCAUGCGCGAUCCAAUAGGAGCUUCAUUGAACAUGAAACAGACGAAAGAAUUAGCGUUGAAGACCUCUACUGCCCUAAUAUUCUCAGAUCCCUGCCGGCAGAAAGCAAGCAUUUCACCUCCAGAACAGUUAAACAUCAAGCCUUCCCUCAAUGGUAUUGCCACAAAAGAAAUUUCAGAAAACCAUGCUACCUUUAGUGGAUUUGAAUCCCGUGCUCCUCUUUGUUGGGCGGGCUAUGGUGAUACAAUGAAAGAAUCACCUGACGAACACAACGUUUCUCAGCAGUUGAUUGACAUCCAAGAUCCCGUGGAAAACGCUGUGACAAUGGAACAUGCCCCUCCGAGGAGGUCAGACAAUACCUAUAUGACGAGAAAUCCAUUGAUGGGAUAUAUUGCAACCCCGCAACAGGCAUUUGAUAUCAACGCUCCUACAUGGCAACCCUCUGGAAACCCUGUUUUUAAGGAAAGUGAUGCACUGGAGGUCAAAAAUCAGAGACAACAAAAGGAAGUUGCAAAGGUCCAUUCGAAAAAUGGUAGCCUAUCUGGAACUGAUGAAGGAAUAAAUUAUUUGGAGGCAAUGAAGGCCCUAGCAACUGCUGCAUUGCUACCAAGGGCAGAGCUGAUGCACUUUGACGGUAACCCCUUGAAUUAUUUUUUGUUUAUGACUUCUUUUGAAAACAACGUUGAAAAAAGUACUCAAGAUUUCAGCAAGAGAUUACAACUCCUGAUACAGUUCUGCACUGGAAAGGCAAAGAAGGCAAUUCAGAGCUGCGUUCUUCUGCACCCUCAUGAAGGGUAUUUUCAGGCGAAGAAAAUUCUUUCAGAACGAUUUGGUGAUGCAUACAAGGUUUCAAGAACAUGGCUGACUAAAGUCAUGGAUGGUGCACAAAUCAGGCCUGGUGAUGGUGAAGCAUUGCAGGAUCUUGCUGACGACUUAGAAAGUUGUGAAAUUACACUUCAAGCGGCAGGACGACUUAAUCAGCUGAACAACGAAGACAGUUUGCUUAAAAUUUUGAAGCGAUGCCCGGUGUAUGUAAGAUCUCGUUGGCAGUCACGUGUUCAAGAGUUAAGAGCACAAGGAAUGGACCCGAGUGUCAAAGACAUCAGGAAGCUCAUCAGAUUGGCAGCAAGUGAAAAAUGUGAUCCAGUCUAUGGCAAUUUGAUGGAUGGGGAAAAUAAAGAAUUAAGAGAUAGAAAAAGAGCAAACAACCGAACAGGAGCAAUGAAGACCAAUUUCAGCAUACAAACAGGUGCAGCAAAGGGAAACAGUGAUGGCUUAAAAUGUUACUUUUGUGACAGAAACCAUAGACUGGAGUCAUGUGACGCUUUCAAGUUGGAAGAUGGUGAGAAACAAUUUAAAUUUAUUAGACAAAGGAAACUUUGCGACAAUUGUUUAUCUAGCUUUCAUUUUUCUGCUGGUUGCAAAAGACGAAAGGGAUGCACAGUGCUGAAUUGUGACAUCAAACGGAAACAUCUUGCUUCGAUACAUAAUGAAGUUAAAAAAUUUGAGACAAGUCGAUGCAGUGCACAAGCUAUCUCAGAUCAACAUGGGGAAUCAAAAAGGCAAAAUCAAUUCAGUGGCCUGACAAGUAACAAUGGUGGUUGCAGCUCUGGUCAAGGACUGCCAAUUGUGCCGCUCAAGGUUAAGUGUCGAGGCAUGAACAAAAUAGUCACGACGUACGCUCUGUUAGACAGUGGAUCUACCGCUUCAUUUUGCAGUGAUGAUCUCUUGAAAGAAUUAGGUAUAGAGGGUAAAACGUGCCAAAUUCAACUGGCAACUAUUGACGGCGUACAUGAUGAAUGUCAAACUGCUAUGAUGACCCUAGAAGUUGCGAACUUUGAAGAGGAUAUCUGUAUUCAGAUUGACAAUGUUUUCUCAACAAAGAGUCUGAAUAUACCAAGAACAGCGAUUGCUAAGCAAAAGGAUGUAGAUUUGUGGCCACACCUCAAUGGAGUCAUAAUGCCAGAAGUAAUAGCUGAUGCAAAUGUCAACCUUUUAAUUGGAGUAGACACUCCUGAGGCUUUGGAACCUAGCGCAAUUAGAAACAGUGAAGGUGGUGGACCCUUUGCCGUGAAGACUAAAUUCGGUUGGACCUUGAACGGACCACUUGGCAGAGAUAAUGCUACAGGUAAACGUUGCUUUUUCUCUAAAUCGAAUGCUUGUGAUGAACAACUUCAACAGCAACUUUUGCAGUAUUUUAACCGGGAAUUUGACCAGGUGACAAGUGACAACAAGAGAGGUUUAUCAGUACAAGACAAACAAGCCUUGAAGAUCUUAGAAGAUUCCUUGCAGUUUGUUAAUGGUCACUAUCAAAUGGCAAUUCCUUGGAAGAGCAGUCAAACAUGUUUACCUAACAAUCGUGUAAUGGCAGAACAGAGGCUUGGGUACCUGAAGAGACGUCUGACACGUGACCCAGCAUUACGAGUGCGUUAUACAAAUUUCAUUGAUGACCUUCUUGUCAAAGGACAUGCAAGAAAGAUUCCUGAUGCCAAGAAAGGAUGCAGACAAGAUAUCACAUGGUAUCUCCCACAUCACAAUGUAGUGAAUCCAAAGAAACCUGAGAAACCCAGAGUUGUCUUCGAUUGUGCGGCGAAGUUUCACGGUGUAUCGCUUAACAGCAAUAUAUUACAAGGUCCAAAUCUGACAAAUUCUUUGGUAGGGGUACUUUGCAGAUUCAGACAAGAGCGAAUUGCGCUAGUUGCUGAUGUGGAAUCUAUGUACCACCAGGUAUGUGUAGAUCCUAAGGAUACUGAGGCCUUGAGGUUCUUAUGGUUUCCGGGUUGA